Molecule: messenger RNA, 3079 nt
Organism: Lolium perenne
Lineage: Eukaryota; Viridiplantae; Streptophyta; Magnoliopsida; Poales; Poaceae
Product: pre-rRNA-processing protein esf1-like
Biological process (GO): rRNA processing
Molecular function (GO): RNA binding
Source: RefSeq, a predicted model, not a curated record
UCCCUCCCGCCCGGUUGUGGUACCGUUACCCCCGUUCCUGCUGCUUGUCGUCUAUUCCUCUAGGCCCUGUCCCGGUGACCACAGUGCGACGACGAGGGUGACUACAAGACCGUGGUGGCGUGUGCUGGUUGGUGGCUUGUUUGGUGGAGCACGUCGGGGCGAUCAGGGUGGUGGGUUUGGUGGUCAGGAGAAAUCCGUGUCGGCAUGCCCGACUCUGACGCGGCGACGCCUGAGGGUGCAGCCUUCCUUCCUGAAGGGCGUCGGAUGUAUCCCUCCCCAAUCCCUUCCGCGUACCGGGGGAAACCCUAGGUCUAGUCCGGGCAACAGCGGCAUCGUCGUCGUUCCUUUGUUGAAGGUGCUGCUUGGUAUGCGGCGUCUCGGCGUGCUAGGAGCGUGGUGGUACUUCUCCGGAGGGCGCAGCGGUUGCGGAGUCAUCCCCGUUUUCGUCAAUCUGCCGGUGUCGGCAUUAGUUUCUUUUUCUUUUCUUUUUCUUUUUCGUUUGGGUUCGGUUGUGCUGCGGCCCCAGCUGUCUCGUUGUAUCGGUCGGUUGCUAUAUUAAUAUAGCGGGGCGAAAGCCUAUUUCGAGGAGGAGAUAGAUGAUAGCUGAAUCGUCCAGUAUGGAGCUAGUCCCAUCUGUUUCCAUAAUUCUUGUCAUGCUUUUAGCACAAAUUCAAACAGUAGACAUGAUAAGAGAACAAAAACCACGAUAAGAAUUCUCAAUAGAGGAAAAGAGAGGGUAUUCUCGAAAAGAAUUAUGAAGAGAGGGAGUACCUUUUAAUUAAACUAGAUGACACCCCGCGCGUUGCGGCGGGACACUUAUGUCCUACUCUAGAUUCUACAUAAGAACACACCCGAAAAAUCCCGAAAGGUAUAGUUUUAUUAAGGAACAUUUCAAAGUAAUGCACCAAUUUUCAUUGUGCAGAAAUAUUUAUACAUGACUGAAUAUUUUAAACAAUGAUAACCAAUCACAAGUUUCGAUAAUCUAAAACACCCAUGUUGAGUGCUUCAUAUAGAGUGCAAAGAACUGCUAAUGGAUGGGAUCUAUUCUCGAGAAAAUACAUGUGGAACGGGGAAAUAAAAUGUAUGAGUGUGAACUAGGAACAUAAAGUAAUAGUUUUGUUGCAGUAUACAUUUUUAAAAGAAAAAGUAGACAAAUUAUCAUUCAUCGUGGAUGAUACUAUAAGCCUAUAACAACACAGAAAACGAAUCAAACUAACAAAUAAUCACUUGACUUGAUGAUCUACUUUAAUUUCAUCAGCUCAAGUGAAACUUCAGUUACUGUGAUAUGUUUUAUUUGAAAGCGCGAAAAUUCUCUGGAUUUUUAUGCAUGAAUACAAUGCAUACAUCUGUGUUCCUCUAUUUUUGUAACCCAAAUCCUGGGAUGUUAUAGUCAUUCAUCAAGCUGGAGGAGGGGAUGACUGUUUUUUUUUUUGCUAAAAAUGGUUGUUGAUUUUGUAGUGAAAGACUUGGGAUUUUAUUGUAAUAAAUUAAUACCGCCUUUGACAAGAUACAAGGUGCUAAAUUCAGCUUACAAGAUCAAAAAGACACCGGCACGAGCUACCAAAGAAGCUACGAAUGGAGACGCGAACAAUAGGCAUGACCAUUACGAGGACUACGGAUAAUCGGAGAAGUAGCUGGACAACAAAAAUGUCGGGUUGGAGCUCACCCAAGAUAACGAACACGUUCCCAACCAACAGAACUCCCCGUUGCAAGCAACGCCACUAGAAUUUUGAGAAAUACAAAAUAAACAAAUUUCUAACAAAAAGAUAUAUUAUUUUAGUACUAUUGUAUUACCAUUUACUGUCACAAAUUUGUCUUUUUUUUUAUUUCCUAAAAUACAUCAUAUUUUUAACGGGAUUUUUUGCAUACACUCAUACUAUACAUAUCUAUCUAUCUAUUUAGACACAGAAGUGUGAGGUUUUAAAAAAAUUAAAAAUCUGAAAUUGAAGGGACCCAUAUGUCAAAGACACCUUUUGUCUUCUCUCCUGAUGAUUCGGCGAUUUCCUUCCGCUAAGAAAAAGAAGAUUCGGCGAUUCCCAAGUCCCAACCCUAGCCCCCCCCGAUUUGCUCUCUGCCGAUCCCGUGUCGCCUCCACGAUCUAGCAUCCCACGCUUCUAGCCCUCCAUAACAAGAUGAAGAGGGCGAUAGCCUUACCGAAGCGGAAGGUGGCCCUCAACCCGGAUAGGAAGCGGAAGGUGGCCCUCAACCCGGAUGGGAAGCGGAAGUUGCAGUGGCUCGCGGCGAGGUUCCGACCGAAGCAGCGGAAGGAGGCCAAGGUAUACAUGACUGACAAGGAAACUCACAUGCUUGCUGUUGUUAACAUGGACUGGGAUCAUAUUAAGGCGGUGGACUUGUAUAUGGUCAUGACAUCUGGUAUCCCGGAAGGUGGCCGAGUUCUGUCAGUCUCGAUAUAUCCAACAGAAUUUGGACUCAAGUGCAUGCGCGUUGAGGAAGCUAUAGGCCCUUCUGCUCUUAUUGGUGCUGAUUGUGAAGAAGAUGGUGACUUUGAGGCCGAGAACAACAAGCUCCGUACUUCUCUAAACAGACGUAGGUUCUACUAUGCAGUUGUGUUGUGUGAUUCCAGGGCAACUGCACUUCGCCUAUACACGACUUUUGAUGGUACAGAGUUCUUGAAAACAGCAAAUGUGUUCGAUUUGCGGUUUAUUCCCGGCUCUAUGGACUUCAACUAUCCUGCUCUUGAUGUAGCUACAGAGGCACCUCCGAAUUACAAGGAACCUGAUUUUGGGACUCAACUUACCAAAGUUGAGCCCAUCUGGGAUAAUGAUGCUAAGUUAGAUAAACUUAUUAAAUAUAUAGCGAGGUAUGAGGGCGAAUCAGAUGAAUGGUUUUGUACAACAGGAGUCAGCAGAAACAAGCAUAGAAGGUGCGCACCUGUGGAGGAACCGAAUGAUGGGGAAACGUGGUACCAAGAUUCUGCUGUCAACUCUCUUGUGAGGCGUUCUAAAAGCAAGCUAGAGUGAAAGGUUCAUUCCUUUGCGUUACUUUGGGGACUCUGGUGCGAUAAUAGUUAUCUUUUUGUAUUUCUAAUUAUCUUUGAGUACUGGAGUUGUAUCCUGUG